ACCAAAGAGCUUCAGGAUAAGAAAGUCAAAGAAAUUGAAAGUGACGAAUCAUUAGAUGAAUUCACUUUUCAAGACAGAGAAUUAUUUACACAAAGAUUUCAGUCAAUGAAGAGUUAUAAAAAGUGGAAGCUCAGCACAGGAACAUAUGUGGAAGAUGUCUUGUACAAUCUAGGGAAAAAAUGCAGAUAUCAUAAUCUUGUCCAUUCCUUCAUAAUUGAUCCUGGAGACAAGUUUGUUCAGUCUGGAUUCACUUCUGAUGAGAUAACAGAGAUUCGCGAAACAAAAUCCAUGUAUGAAUUACCAAAAAUAGAUGAUGACUUGCUGGAAUAUAUCGAUUCUUUUGCAAAGUUCUCUUUACAGGAUUCAACAAAAGAUAUACGCAAAGCACUUUAUUCUUCACACCCUCGACUUUGCGAAAAUUACAAUCCUCAUGUUGAUUUCCCAUACGAACAUGUAAGAACCACAGUGUCUGAUUGGGUUCGUUUGCUAGAAAUGGAGCCAAAUCCGUUAACAAGUACACAAGAUUUACCAGAAAGUUGGUUCCGAAUAAAUGUUUGGAGGACAAUUGAUAUAGCCUUUUCGGAUGUACCCUUUGUGUUUUUCGUCGGAGGCGAAAAAGCUGGACUAGCGACCAAAGAUAGGAAAAAUCGUGGCAGAACCCUUAGCAACAUAGGUCCAAUGCAACGGAAGUCUAUAGGAAAAAAAGGAGACGGUUACGUUCGGUCGUUUGGUUGAUUGGGCAGCAUCCGAUGCUGGAUCGAAAUGGGAAGGAGAACAAGGGACAAAGACUAUAAAGGAAUGCGGUUUAUCUUUGCCAAAAGUUUUAAAAGACAUAUUUAUUAGUCUAGCACGCAA
This is a messenger RNA of Rhizophagus irregularis DAOM 181602=DAOM 197198, 855 nucleotides long. NCBI's taxonomy places the organism in Eukaryota, Fungi, Glomeromycota, Glomeromycetes, Glomerales, Glomeraceae. The record is from RefSeq and is a predicted model, not a curated record.